AUGGCUUCCUCACUACUCAUUGUCGGCGGCACAGGCCUCAUGGGCUCUGCAAUCAUCAGAGAAUCUCAGAAGAACAAGAAACUCCCUCAUUAUCAUAACCAUCAUAUCCUGGCUUUAUCACGCACAGCUUCAGCAAAGAGCAACAAGGAAGGUGUGACAUUUGUGCAAGGAGAUGCUCUUGACCCUACCUCACUACAAGUUGCUUUUGAAACCAAUCCAAACGUGGUGCAUACUGUAGGUACCUUGCUCGAUCAAUCCAAAACUUACGGAGCAAAUGGUACCUAUGAUCGUCUGAAUAGGGAUGCUGCCAUCUCUGUUGCUGAGACAAUGGCCUCCAAGUAUGAUGAUAUCAGUAGACGUUGUCUGGUUUAUUUCUCAGCUGCCAAUGCACCACCCAAGUAUCUGUUGAACGAGCGUUAUAUUCAAGCGAAACGUGAAGCUGAAGAGGCAUUGCUGGGAGACAAGUUUAAAAGCAAAAUCAGAGUGGUUGUGCUUCGGCCAGGGCUCAUAUAUUCGUACCACCGCCGUCAAUUGAUGCUUCCGUUAGCACUUGGGUUAAUCGUGGGUUCUGCUAUUCUCAAACCCCUUACAUCGUAUGUUCCUAAAGACGCAAUGUACUUUACAGACAGACCGCUUUUGGAUAGCGAGAUUGCACAUGCCGUCUUUGAGGCAUUGGAAGAUGAUUCAGUCGAAGGAAUUUGUGAGAUUGAUAGAAUCAGACAACUUGCCAAGCAAUGGGAGAGGAAGAAGAGCAACUGA
Molecule: messenger RNA, 759 nt
Organism: Mucor velutinosus
Lineage: Eukaryota; Fungi; Mucoromycota; Mucoromycetes; Mucorales; Mucoraceae
Exons: 2
Coding region: 1-759 (252 amino acids)
Cellular component (GO): mitochondrion
Molecular function (GO): protein-containing complex binding
Source: RefSeq, a predicted model, not a curated record